AAAUCCCAAUACCAGCCCAAAACCGAAAUCCCUUUUCGAUCGAUCUUCUAUUCUUCUUCCUCUUUUCGUUCACCAGCUCACCACCGAAGACUCCCUCUCCGCCGAUUCGCCGCCGACCGCCGGUUCUGCGGACGCCAGGAGAAGUAAAACAAAGGCUACGAUGUUGAGGAGGAGAUUGUCUUCCUUAUUGGCAGCAUCGAUUCGCCAUAGUUCGAUAUACUGCAGGGCAAACUUCAACUCUGAAACAAUCUCGUCACGGUCUCUGUUGCAAUCGAUGCAAUGCUGUCAGCCCAGAUCUAACCCUGGUGAGGGUUUCUUUACUCAAGGAAUUAGGGCUUACAGUUUGCUCAGCCUGAACGAUCUUAGAGAUAGCCAACCCAGGAAGCAGAAGAAAAGAAAAGGUCGUGGUAUUGGUUCUGGUCUGGGGAAGACUGCUGGACGAGGUCAUAAGGGACAGAAGGCCAGAGGAACCAUGAAAUUUGGGUUCGAAGGAGGCCAGACUCCUCUCCGUCGGCGAUUGCCGAAGAGAGGAUUUAAGAAUCCUUUCACCCUCACUUUUCAGCCAGUUGGGUUGGGAAAGAUUGCAAACCUUAUAAAUGCAGGCAAGAUUGACUCAUCAGAACUGAUUACAAUGAAAACUCUCAAGGAUGCUGGGGCAAUUGGAAAGCAGAUAAGAGACGGAGUCAAAUUAUUUGGACGUGGUGCUGAGCAGAUUGAAUGGCCAAUUCAUCUGGAGGUGUCAAGGGUGACAGCUAGGGCGAAGGCAGCAGUUGAAGAAGCUGGUGGAUCUGUAAGGAGAGUUCAUUAUAACAAAUUGGGUUUCCGUGCAUUACUGAAGCCUGAGUGGUUUGAGAAGAAGGGGCGUCUACUGCCAAGACCAGCCAGGCCUCCACCAAAGCAGCGGGACAAGGUUGAUAGCAUAGGGCGCCUGCCUGCCCCAACCAAGCCAAUUCCAUUUUUGCCAGAAGAAAAAAUUACUUCUGCCACUCAAACUGCUCCAUAAGCCUAAGUGAGCUUUGGCUGGUCUUAUUCAGGUUUUCAGGAGUAUUGCUCUUUCGGGGUUUCUCUGGAACAAUGAUUACUUGUAACAAUUUUGUUUAUAAUAAUUAAGUUGAUGCCAGUUUCAUUGAGUUGGUUAUUUGGAUACGAAGUACACUAUGGUUAAAGGCGAAUGUUUUCUGGUUCCAAAUUGAUGAGUAAUCUGACUCAGACAUAAGUCUGACCGUUAUUUAGUUAUUUCAUUUGCCCCCCUUCCCUGUUUA
Molecule: messenger RNA, 1262 nt
Organism: Nelumbo nucifera (sacred lotus)
Lineage: Eukaryota; Viridiplantae; Streptophyta; Magnoliopsida; Proteales; Nelumbonaceae
Product: Ribosomal protein L18e/L15 superfamily protein
Biological process (GO): translation
Cellular component (GO): mitochondrial large ribosomal subunit
Molecular function (GO): structural constituent of ribosome
Source: RefSeq, a predicted model, not a curated record